CACCACAUGAGGGCGAAGCAUUUCCACAGCCGCGUUCACAUUUUUGCUCAACACGUCCACUUUCAAUGACGUGACGCCAGGAUACGUGAGCUACACCCUGGUAGAACUCUCGGUUUGACUAGUCUGUAAAAAAAAAACAAACAAACCAUAUCGUGCUUUUUGACCGCAAAAAAAGAGAGAAAGUUGCUUAAGUAAUAGCGCGCGCGCCUGACCGGAGCAGAAAUGGGAGACAGCGAGUUUUCAGAGCCGAUGGAAGAGUCUCAAGCGGACCAGGGCGCGGACAAAAUUGACAUGUCACUGGAUGAGAUCAUCAAGCUGAAUAAAAAAGAGCAGAAAGCAAACAGAGCUGCGAACAGGGCAAGAAGCCGGCGUGUUAUGAACAGGAAUAAUGUACUGAAAAAGCUUAACCAGACAGCACAGGCACGGAGAGGCCUCAGACGUGGUUCACUUCAGUACCAAGGCCCAAUUAGGUCACGUGGGCUAAACAGGGGUAGAGGAUUGGGGAGACAGAGCGGCCUGAGUCCUCUAAACAGAGCUAGUACAGAGGCAGGAGAACAGCAAAAUGAAAGCAUGGCCUCUGUUAGAGGUUCAUUUCGUGGUCGAGGAAGAGGAAGAGGGAGAGGACGAGGAGGGUUGAGCAGAGGAGCUUUGUCAGCGAGAGGUCAGCGAGUUCCCCAGAGAGGUGGAAGACCAUUUGUCUUAGACAGAGGAUUUUCUGCUGCGAGAGGCACUGGCAAAUUGGAAAGAUAUCAAAAAAUAAGUCAGAGAACUCCAUCUACUCCUGGGACAACGUUAACAGUGUCGCUGCCCAAUUCAAAACCACCACCUGUGACUCAGGUGAGGCCUCAGCGGGGUGGUACAGUGUUGAGGGGCAGGUCAUCUGAGGCAAUGAGCAGUAGACCAACACCCAAAGGCAUCCCACUGCACUUCAAUUACAAAGCAACCACCAACCAGACUCACCUGUCCCUGAACGAGCGCUUCACUAGCUUGAGGGUGAGAGGACGAGGGCCGAGGUUAAAUGGAGAACGUGGUAGAGGCCGUGGUAGAGGACGAGGAAGAGGAGAAGUUAGCGUAGGAAGAGGUCGAGGAAGGGGUGUGAUGAAUGAAGGGCCAGCUAUGACGAGAGGAGGAAGAGCUAGAGGAAGAGCAAGAGGUUCAGGCCGAACCGUCUUUCUGCAGUGAAUCCAAUCGCAUGGCCUGAAUGCAGCAAUAUUUCAUUCACACUAAGGUUCAAGGGGAGGAAAGAGCCCUACGUAGGACAUAUGUGUCUUUACAAUCACAGCCUAGAAGAUUGUUCUAUUUUAAUGAGAUUGAAGAAGCAAGUCACAGUCACAGUGUUAAAAAAAAAUUGACAGAAAUGAAACAUUUUUAAAUGUUAAUUUUAAGCACUGAUUUUUAAGGUUUGUAUUUGGGCUCAGAUUUGAAUGUUCUUUUAUAUUGCAUCACACCUCAAAGCCUCACAAUUCAAAGUGCCUUGCUUACUGUAAAUACAUUUUUGGUUUAAAUGGUUAAUGUUUGGGUGUUACCAGUCCUACAAAAGUGUUGUAUACAAAUCAAAAAAAAUGUAAAUAUGCUGUUGGGUAUGGUUUAAAGUCAUAUCAACCUCCAUUAAAGUAAGCUAUUGUAAAAUAAA
Messenger RNA from Hemibagrus wyckioides, 1633 nucleotides. RefSeq names its product UAP56-interacting factor. The transcript is spliced from 9 exons. Gene Ontology annotation, molecular function: mRNA binding. Lineage: Eukaryota; Metazoa; Chordata; Actinopteri; Siluriformes; Bagridae. Gene Ontology annotation, biological process: mRNA export from nucleus. Bases 223 to 1182 code for a protein of 319 amino acids. The record is from RefSeq and is a predicted model, not a curated record.